UGACACAGACUAGCAAAAUGGACGCAAUCGGCAGAAUGUUGCGACCUCCAAGCUUAAAAUCCGUAAAAGAAGGAGCAAAAUCAUUAUUUAUCCCGCAUUUUAUAGUGAAUUUAUUUCUUUCAACAUCAUUCUUUAUUGUGAAAACCCUGCCGCCGAUUUGUGAUGUGUUAUUUGAGGAUUGUUCCCUUGAACUCAAACAAUGGGAGUGGCUCACUUUUCUCGGCUGUGUCAUUGUCCUCAAAAACAGAAAACAAGGUACCUUUCAGUACAGAGUGAACACAUCAUCAUUUUCCAAGCAAUUGCCUACACUAAUACUGUUCCAAGAUGGGAAGGAAAAGAUGAGAAGGCCAGCUAUGAGUGGCAAAGGAACUGUUGUCAAAUAUGUAUUUACCAAGCAAAAUAUCAUCAAUGACUUUGAACUUAAUGAAGUGUAUAGUCAAUGUAAGAAAGUCUUACCAAAGGCAAAGAAAGACAAAGAUGUUCAGCAGGAAAAGAAAGAAAAUUGAUGAGACAGAAUAAACUAUAUGUUGUCCGGUUAAUUGGUGAAUAUCUCAUAUGCCAUAAUCAUCAACUUAGUGCAGUAACGGGUUAGUGCCUUCUAAAUUAAAUAGGAGUUAACCAGUUUUUGCACUUAAGUGAUGAUAUAGUUAUAUUUGUAUAGUCAGGAAGUGUUUAUGGUGGAAAAAAAGAUUUUGGUGCAAUUUUUAACGUGAUAAAAAAUGCUUUGAUAGUUUGUUGACAUUCACUAUUAUAUGGAAAAUACACAGGAAAUUUGUUCACAGUGUUUUGUUUGUAAAAAAUGUUUUUCUUACUGUAUUUUAAAUAUCACUACCCAAGGACUAUUUGGGUUUAUUUUGUAUCCUAUAUUUAGGAGAAAAAAAUUAUUUGGAAAAAAGAUGCUUUUUUCCCUUCUUUAAGACCUAUAAGUGUAAUAAAUGAAAUAAUAAUAAAUGGAAAAAAAAUUUAACUUAAGAAUCAAAAUUUCGCUCAAAGAUAAAAUGGCUUUUUAAAAGAUCUAACAACAUAUCUGUUAAAUUUUUGCAAAAAAAAAAAAAAAACCAAAAAAUGAAUAAAAUAUUUGAUUGAUUUGAUCAUGGAAGAUUGUUUCAAGUUUCACAAUUGACUUACUACACUGUAUAAACCAACGAAAUGACAGCUGUGUCUUGUUGUGACAAUAUAGCAUUAAUUAAGUCUCUCUCCCAAUCCCUCUGUGUAUACAUUUACCUGAAUACUUUUGGGGCACAGAUAUAUAAACACACAAUAGCAGGCAAACAGAACUGAAUACAAAACAAGACAUAUCAAUUUAAACCUUCAAGUCUGUCAAGUAUACAAUACCAGGUUGUCAAAUUAGGUAUCCAAGAAAACACAUUAAAACAUGUAUGAUGACAAUGUUAUCUAUAGUUUCUCUAUUUAAUGUGUCAAAUUGUAAAACAGAAGUGCCUUCUGGCAACAAAACUGACAACAGGAGGGAGGGGGGUAUUUUUUAGAUGUCAGACCAGAUGAUAAGAAACAACUUGGUUAAAAUUCUUUGUGUUCAUGUAUUGACAUUUAUAUAAUUGUUGAUGUUAUUGUUAAAUACUUUUAUACAUACAUUACUUCACAUGCAGAUAUUGGUAUAUAAAAUAAACAAUUGAAGGAUUAUUUCCCAAAAUAUUGAAAUACAUUCUUUGUUUCAUAUGCUAAUGAAUAAAAUUUUAAUAGUAUGUGGAUAAUAGACAUGUAUUUGAGCUGAAUUUUGACCUUGGAGUAACAUAUUCUUUAAAGUUUAAAGAAGUAUUGCAUUCAGUAUAGAUUGAAUUAAUAUAAAACUGAAUACAUAUCAAAUUAUUUACACUUAGAUUUAACAAAGAAAUUUGCCCCAGAGAAGUGUUAAAAAAAUCAGUUAUGUAUCAUUAUGUUUGAGUUUCAAGAUUAAUUCAUCAAAUCAGCAAUAUUUUUACCACAUGUGACAUUGGCUGUUAGCAAUUUAGUAUGAAAUCAUUGUUUAUUUACAUAACUAAGCUAUAGGUCAGUUGUAGAAUUUAACACGAGUUGAUAUCAAGCAUUCCUUAAAAAUGGUUCUGUUCCUUCUUGUGUUCAUGCAGUAUUUUUCUUGUGUUGUUACAAAUCCUGUUUUCUUCCUUCCACAGCAACAUUUGUGUUUUGCAUGUCAGUUGACAUAAGAUGCAUUCCAUACUAUGAAAUGACACAAUGCCUGUUUUGCAUCACAUUUGUUUACAUACACAUUACUGUCCCCUUUUUCUAUAGUAUUUACAAUAGUUUGUAAACAAACCUACAAUAUAAAAUUUGAGAUAUAGACAAGAUUACAUCAGCUUUUGUAAAAACUAAAUGCAUGCCGAGUCAACCUGGUUGUUAUGUAUUUUUUCAUCCAAUAUUGAGUUAUGUUUUUUGUGAAGUUGUUUUUACCAUUUACCAGUAUACACAUAUUCAGACAAAA
This is a messenger RNA of Ruditapes philippinarum (Manila clam), 2437 nucleotides long. RefSeq names its product thioredoxin-related transmembrane protein 2-B-like. NCBI's taxonomy places the organism in Eukaryota, Metazoa, Mollusca, Bivalvia, Venerida, Veneridae. The record is from RefSeq and is a predicted model, not a curated record. The transcript has 4 exons. The coding region runs from base 18 to 506 and encodes 162 amino acids.